Molecule: messenger RNA, 1806 nt
Organism: Baudoinia panamericana UAMH 10762
Lineage: Eukaryota; Fungi; Ascomycota; Dothideomycetes; Mycosphaerellales; Teratosphaeriaceae
Exons: 2
Coding region: 1-1806 (601 amino acids)
Biological process (GO): double-strand break repair via single-strand annealing; DNA recombinase assembly; double-strand break repair via homologous recombination
Cellular component (GO): nucleus
Source: RefSeq, a predicted model, not a curated record
AUGCCACUACCCGGCGAUCAACAUCGAGACACUCUAGCUACAACCAACCCAUUCGCCGAUCACAAACCACAUAUCUCGGAGUUCACUGCUCAAGAGAUUGCUACGCUGCAAUCGCGCCUAGAUAAACAACUAGGACCAGAGUACAUCUCCACGCGACCAGGAGCGGGAGGCGGCAAGCUUCAUUAUCUUGCGGCGGACAAGGUUAUCAAUCUAGCUAACGAGGUCUUUGGCUUCAACGGGUGGAGCUCCGCCAUUCAGAACGUCCAGAUUGAUUUCGUGGAUGAGAACACAGAGUCUGGCAAGAUCUCUCUGGGAUUGAGUACAAUUGUGAGGGUGACGUUGCGAGACGGCACAUUCCAUGAAGACAUUGGCUAUGGUCACAUUGAGAACUGCAAAGGCAAAGCGGCUGCCUUUGAGAAGGCAAAGAAAGAAGCUGCGACUGAUGCCCUCAAGAGAGCAUUGAGGAACUUUGGCAAUGUGCUUGGUAACUGUCUGUACGACAAGGACUACCUGCAGAAGGUGACCAAGUUGAAGGUAGCGCCGAGCAAGUGGGAUGCAGACAAUCUCCAUAGGCAUCCAGACUUUGCGCCAAUUAAGAAAGAAAGCCUUGCACAGGUCGAAGCGCAGCCCACCAACGCUGUGGGUCCCGUGCGACAGUCGAGCGUUAAAUCUGGCUUGUCGGUCAACUCGGCCGAAUUUGACGAUGAUUUUGGCGGCAGUGGACUUGAGGAUGUGGACUUCAGCCACCCAGACGGAGUGAUACUGGACGACUCGACGAUAGCUGGGCCAGGUACUCCUGCACAGAAAGCUAUGGGUGUACCGCAGCACCCAGGCCACAGGCAAGGCGUACCUAGAAUGCACUCUAUGCCACACUUACGGCCGCCGAACGUACAACCACCGCAGCCGGUCCAGAAUCUGCAAGCCCCGCAAAGACCGCCGGGCGUGGCACGGCCACCGACCAAUGCUGCCCAGGCGCCACCGAACCGUAUGCCGCCACCUCCAGCUCAACAACCUGGGCCGAUGGAGAAGCCACAGCCGCCAAACGCACCGAUUGCAAGUGGUGUACAACGACCGCCUCUAGCACCACCGCAGAGUGCUGGACCAAUGCAGAACCAUUCAGACAAUUUAGGUGUUCGUUCCAACCCAUCUUCUGCCACCACGGUCGCGGACUCGCCGUCCGAUGUUCUCGCUGAACGGGAAGCAUCUAAGCAAGCGAACGGCAAUAACAUCGUUUCCAACGUUGACGGUCAGCAUAUGGACGAUCAGCAAAUGCCCAUCCCUCGUUCGCCGCCGCCAGGCUUCCCAGAAGGCUUUGUAACAGGCCGUAGUGCGGACCUACUGAACCAGCCCUCGGAAGCACGCCCUGUUGUUGGCCAUGCAAUGGCAUUUAACCCGCACGCCGACAGCCCUAGCAUUCGCCGCACACAUGGUGUGAACCCGGGAAGAAGUGCACCAGUCGCUCGCCAAGCGCUCAGCGGCCAGGCGAAUGGACAGCAAGGCCAUGCAUCGUCUGCCGGCAAUGGCAUGAACGGAGCAGUAACUCCAAUUCGAACCAACUUCGUUAACCCAUCAGCGGACUUGCACCGACGUAUUGGUGCACCAGCUCCGCCUGGCGGAAUGACGAACCGUGGCGCAUAUCGGCCUCCUACUGCGGUAGGCGUGAAAAGGCCGCCGCUUGCCGAUGUCAGCAACCUCGCGCAGAACCAAGUUGAUGGUGCCGGAGAUGGCGAGACGAUGGCUAAGAAGCUGAAGGUUGAGUCUGCGCCAGUGGUGACAAAUGAGGCGGCACGCGCUGCAAUAACGUGA